This is a messenger RNA of Leptomonas pyrrhocoris, 1205 nucleotides long. RefSeq lists its product as hypothetical. The record is from RefSeq and is a predicted model, not a curated record. NCBI's taxonomy places the organism in Eukaryota, Euglenozoa, Kinetoplastea, Trypanosomatida, Trypanosomatidae. The coding region runs from base 324 to 1205 and encodes 293 amino acids. The transcript has a single exon.
AGUGGACUAAAUAUAUAUAAUACCUUACCUCGUUUCAAUUAACCGGCCUCAUUUUUACUUAUCACCUCCACCGUUUGUGUGUUUUCCUCUUUCUUUGUUUGCCUAUUCGCGAAGGACGGCUCACGUACGUGUGUGUCGCCGUCUUCCUAUCUGCAUCCCCCCCCGCUUUUUCGCUGCACAGCUACCUCUAUUCCUUCCUCUCGUGAACAGCGCGGAUCGCUCCAUUAACUCCGGGGCACCAUUUGACUUGCCUGCUCUUUUCUUCGGUGUCCUCUCUCUCUCUUUUUAUUCUUAUAACUACGCUUGGAAAACUUUUGUGGCUAAUGUCUCCCUCUCUCGACAGUAUUCGCAGCCGUCAGACGAACACGCUGCUGGAGCUGCGGCCCAUCGUGCAGGACCUUGAAGAGGCCAUACGCGACGCCCUCAUCUCGUGGAAGCAGUUCGCGAAGGCCCUAGAGAACGUUGCGCAGCUCUACGAUCAGUACGCCUCCUUCAUUCCCACGGCGGGGAAUGCGGGCGAGGUCGGCCUCGACGCCUCGCUUGGGGUCACCGCCGAGAUCGUGAAGGCCUGCAAGACGCUAAAGCAGACAACGAACCUGUGGAGUCAGUCCGACGAGGUGGUCGACCUGCGCGCUCAGCUGUACGCGGAGUGGUGUGUGUGGCGGCGGACGGAGCGGCGGCUGGCGAAGGUGGUCGACGUGGCCGUGGAGCGGCGGCAGCAGACGCAGAAGCUGCGCGAUAUGCAAAAGAGCGUCGAGGCGCUGGCGCGGAAGAAGAGCACGCCGGAGGUCGACCGCGCCGUGAAGUCGCUGCAGUGCGAGAUGAAGACCGCGGAGGACUCUGUGAAGAGCAAGGACGUCGCCAUCGCCAGCGACUUCAAAGCCGUGCUGAAGAAGUCGCUCCUGCGGGAGGGUGGCGGCGCGGCCAAGACCGGCUAUGCCUUGCGCAACGCGGGGCGAGGCCUGAUGAAGGCAUUUGAGGGCUUUAGCAAUAUGGCGGCGGUGUCGGCGGCGACGCCCGCCAUUUCCCGCACGCCGGUGAUGGGCGUUCCGCUCGAGAUCGACUUCCGUGCCAGCCAGCGCGCGCAGCCCGCUACACCGGCCAGCACGGAGGCGGAGUACGGCCAUGGGUUCCCUUACGCAUUGUCGGAAAGUCCUCUAAAUGUGAUCUCGUUCGGAGCACGACGCAUUUCUAUCGCAGCUUAG